Epinephelus lanceolatus (giant grouper) is the source of this 1599-nucleotide messenger RNA. The record is from RefSeq and is a predicted model, not a curated record. Lineage: Eukaryota; Metazoa; Chordata; Actinopteri; Perciformes; Serranidae.
GGCAAAAUAUUCCUGAGCUGCACAACAUUUGCUGCAUCCCGUCGGCCAUCUUGGUUUUGAGAGCUGUGUGUUGCACUUACAACACCUGGCCAGUGGGUGGCAGUGUAUGGCAUCACGUGCUAGGGUCCACUGUAGUGAAUUACAUGCAACUACAGUAUCAAAACCAAUGCACAUACAAGAAAAAGGCUUUUAAAUUGCUGUACACUGUAGUGACAACUGUGCGUGGAAGGGUUAGCCAAAGUUGUCGCAACUUAUCAACCGAUGGCAACCACCUGUCACUCAAAGUAAUUGGUUAUAUCUGCCAUAAAGACUGGUAUUUUGGGAUUGCCUGUGUCCUGGAGCCAGCCUCAUGUGGCCAUUUGAGGAACUGCAUUUGCUCUUCAGCCCCUGACAUUGCCGCUUGGCAGCUACAUGAAUGUAAGGGUGUGAUGGAUGGCUGUAUCAGUAUUAAAUGUUGUGCCUGUUUCCCCUUCAGGUUUAUUCCGUGUUUUUCGGACUCAGGAGUUUAUCCACAAAGCUCCGAGGAUGCCAUUUGACUACAUUCCCAUUCUAGAGAUCUUCCUGGGCAUGCUGGGCUUCGGCCUCUCCAUCAUGUUCUGCACGACCUUCUGCAGGGCGUGCAGUCGCUACAGGGAGGAGCAGAUAGAGAGGGAGGUGUGGCGUCGCACUGAGCAGGACGGGCGCCCUCCUCCAAUAUAUUUCAUCCCCUUCCAUGGGAGCAUGUCACACCAGGACGGCGAUGACCACCCCAGGGCACCUCGAUAUAGCCAAGAGAACCACACACCACCACAGUAUAGCAAUGCAGCCUACAGUGGGCCCCCACCUUCCUAUAAUGAGCUUGGAUUGAAGCCUGAGGAUCUUCCCCCUGCUUACACAGAGUACAGCGUCCCUGUGUAUCCCAUCACACCUCCACCUCCCUCGGACAUGGUUCAACCACAAACACAGUCACAGCAAUAAACCAGGACCAUCACACUGUGGCUGUGUUGAAGUUAUGGACAGUGUUGUUUACUGAACUGCCUCACGGACUUGAGUGAGCUGACACUGGAGUUUAUAAAGUUUCAAAGAUUUUUUUUUUAUUGUGAGCUUGUGUUUUUUAUUGUGAUAAUGAAUGUGAUGAUGGGACAGAGGGGAUAAAAGCUGCAGAAAUGGCACCAUGCUCAAAGCUACAACACCAGUACAUUCUACGAGCCACUAAAGUACUUAAGACCCAUUGUAGAUUUUUAUUUGAUUCUGUCUGAUGAUUGUUAAAAUGGGAUCCUGUGCGCAUCACUCCCUCACUUGUUGUUAUCUUGAACAAGGAGGUUUUGCUUUUGGUCGUGUUUGUUUGCAUUUCUGUCUGAUGUUUUGUUUGAUAUCUCAAAAAACUGCUUUAAAAGUAUUAAUGGAAUUGGUGUAAUUUCAGGUGUGAAUGUGAAUCCAAUGGUGCCACUGUGUGGCCAUUUAUGAAGCACUUUGUUUUACUCAUUUCUCUUGAAUCAUGAGGAGUGGGUGCCAUUUGUCUCUCCCUGGAUUCCUUUUACCAGUGUGUAUUAUUGUCUGCACGGAAUUUCAUUAAACAUUUUCUCACCACUUCUAUCAGUUUAUCUGAUCUACACAAAA